AGACAGCUCAUUCUUUACGCACGAAGAGGAGCAAAUCAUUGAGUUGGUUGGUGUGCACACGUUUCUUUUCCGGUGGGCAACUGGGUAACGUAGACAUGUUCCAAAGUCGGCGCAGAAAAGCGCGAUUAUUUUCGAUUUAUAAGCAUAUAGAAAAAAAUAAUCGCCUCGUAUUUUAAUAACACGUAAGCGUGACGCUGAUCCGUCGAUAUAUUAACUUAGUUGCGCUGUUGCAGGUUUAAAAUAAGUAACGUUACGCAAAGCUGCCUUCAUCAGAGAAGCAUGAGGCUGUUAAAAUGUGUUGCAGCUGUCGACUACAGGUUACUAUUAAGACAACAAUAUUGAGGUUUAAUUAAAAUUUUGAUUUAUCAAGCAUGGAAUAACGUGCGGAAACUUCAUGUUAGAGAAUAAGCAAGGCUGUGCUCCAUGCCAUGGAUAGGGAAACCUUUCAUAACUGCUGCAGUUUGGUCAAAAUGCCCAGGCAGAGCCACCAACAGCACUGCUCCUCGCACUUCAUUGAGUACAUAGAGAGAGAAAUACCCUACUCCAAAUUCUUCAAGAACUACCUGAUCCCGAAUCAGCCCUGCAUGUUUUCCAAGAAAUUCACAGAAGACUGGAAUUGCAGGAAAAACUGGGUCACGGCCGAUGGCAAACCCAACUUCCAAAGACUUCUGCAUGAAUUUGAUGAGACUCCUGUUCCUGUUGCAAACUGCAGUGCAAAAGAAUACAACUCCAACCCGAAGCAGAUCAUGCCUUUUAAGGAGUUUAUCCAGUACUGGAGAGAGUUCAUUCAGAACGGGCAUUCUUCACCCAGAGGAUGUCUUUACUUAAAGGACUGGCAUAUGCAAAGGAACUUCCCUGAACAUAAUACUUACAAGACCCCAGUUUACUUCUCCUCUGAUUGGCUGAAUGAAUACUGGGACACAAUUGAAGUGGAUGAUUAUCGGUUUGUCUACAUGGGUCCUAAGGGGUCAUGGACACCUUUCCAUGCAGACGUGUUUCGCUCUUACAGUUGGUCUGCCAACAUCUGUGGAUGUAAGAAAUGGCUCCUGUACCCUCCAGGCCAAGAGGAGUUCCUUCGGGACUGUCAUGGCAACCUAGCUUAUGAUGUAACAGCACCCGUACUUCAAGACAAGGGUCUGUAUCCACAGUUUGAAGAGGCCUGUCAGCCUUUAGAGAUCAUUCAAGAGGCUGGGGAGAUAAUCUUUGUACCUAGUGGUUGGCAUCAUCAAGUUUACAAUUUGGAGGACACCAUUUCCAUCAAUCAUAACUGGCUGAAUGGCUGUAAUCUGGAUAUCAUGUGGCAGUUUCUGCAAGAAGAACUUUCUUCUGUCCAGAGAGAAAUUGAGGAAUGGCGUGAUACUAUGGAUACCUGGCAUCAGCAUUGUCAGGUGAUCAUGAAAUCGUGUACAGGAAUCGAUUAUGGAGAGUUUGCCUCUUUCCUCAAGACUAUUGCAAGUAAUCGAAUGUCCUUUUUGAAUUCGUGUCCCAGAAAUGCAGAUGAUUGCCAAGACCUCCUUGCCAAAAGUCUGUUUGCUUUAGGCCCUCAGCAUGCGGCCUUUGACCUUCAGAGAGUAUUGCAUAUAUUUGAGAGCAUGCUUAGCAAUGAAGACUUUAAGAGACUUGACCCUUCAGCUCUGAGCUUCAAACCUGAGGAACUGCUUCAGGAGAUCAGAGAGGCUGUUCGAACUAUUGUAUAAAACCUAUACUGUAUGUGAAAAUUCAGCUAUGACAAAUGCUAAUAAAUUCUUUUAACAUA
This is a messenger RNA of Cyprinus carpio (common carp), 1756 nucleotides long. Its product is annotated as 2-oxoglutarate and iron-dependent oxygenase JMJD4. Gene Ontology annotation, cellular component: cytoplasm; nucleus. Gene Ontology annotation, biological process: positive regulation of translational termination; negative regulation of gene expression; protein hydroxylation. Lineage: Eukaryota; Metazoa; Chordata; Actinopteri; Cypriniformes; Cyprinidae. Gene Ontology annotation, molecular function: sequence-specific DNA binding; histone H4R3 demethylase activity. The record is from RefSeq and is a predicted model, not a curated record.